Messenger RNA from Ophidiomyces ophidiicola, 888 nucleotides. RefSeq lists its product as uncharacterized. Gene Ontology annotation, biological process: RNA processing. Bases 1 to 888 code for a protein of 295 amino acids. The transcript has a single exon. NCBI's taxonomy places the organism in Eukaryota, Fungi, Ascomycota, Eurotiomycetes, Onygenales, Onygenaceae. The record is from RefSeq and is a predicted model, not a curated record.
AUGGCCAAAGACAAGGAACGCACCGUCAACCCGGCCCAGGCCCAGCGCCGCCUCGAGAAACAACGCGCCUUAAAGAAGGGAAAAGCUGAGCUACACGCCCGCCGCAAUGAGAAGCUGGCCCGCCGCAACCCAGAGCGUCUCCAGCGCCAAGUGGACGACCUCAAGGCCAUCGAGGACUCCGGCCAGCCGCUGAAACCACGCGAAAAGCAGAUACUGGAAGGCCUGGAAAAAGACCUACGCGCUGUGAGAAAGGCGCGAGAAGCCCUGGGAGACAAAGCUCCCCCGUUUGGUCGUGGCGAGAAGCGACGCGCUCCCGAACACGACAACCCGAAUCGCGCUGUCCUGGGCAAGAGGAGGCGAGAAGGACACGAGCAGCACAGGCAACACGAUGACAGCAGUGAGACAGAUGAAAGUGUUCGGAACAUACCCAUGCCACGAGACACCCCGCCCCCGAUUCCGCGUCGGCACCCACGGCGAGGCCCUCCCGACGAAAUCGAAGAUGCCAGCGAUCGACAACCACACGCGCUGCCGGAGAAACCAUCGAUAGCGGUGAAGACGGUCUACGAGUCCGCGCCGGUCAUUCGCGAUCUACGAAAAGAGGCCGUGAGCAAGUUUGUGCCUUCGACUGUCCGAAUGAAACAAGCUGCCGCGAGGGGGGAAGGACGCUUGGUAGAGCCGGAAGAGAUGGACCGCCUAGAAAAGGCAGGGUAUGCGCCAGCCUCUGUGGACUCGGGAAGCGCUUCGAUGGCGGAUACGGGGCAGGGAAAUUCGGAAGGGCAGCCAGCAUCGACAGAGGUGGAUGCAGCUACUCUCGCAGCAGAAGAGGAAAGAUUUCGCCGCGAGCUAAAACAUGUUCACAUUGAGGAUGUGGAGGAUGAGGAUAUAUGA